UCACGUGACCCACAUCGAAAGUAUCAGGGCUUUGAAGAUAAGAGACAAUGACGUUUUGAUUGCAGCGUACCCCAAAAGUGGUGAGAUUAGUUCGUGUUUUAUUUCGCCCCUCCGCAGGGCUGCCACACCUUGGGAAAUUCUCCAAGAUCUUGGGAAUUCACUACCCCAUCCAGGAUAAAAACUCACUUUUUCUUUAAAAAUUCCCAAUAUAAUUCCCCUUUUUUAAAAAAACAAACUCUUAUAUAUUAUCAUUAUCUUGGGAAAUCUUGGGAAAUAUUUUGAUCAAAUCUUGGGAAUUUAAGAAAAAUUGAGUGGCAGCCCUGCCCCUCCGUUGGGAUGUUAACAGCAUUAGGUUCAGGUGUAGGUUCAGCAGGUUCAAACCAUUGGGAUGGGGUAAGGAAGAGGAUGGACGAUGUGAGACCAAGUGGAAACAAAACUAAUUCAACACACACACAUCAUACAUCUCUCAGAUUUUUAUCUAUAUAAAUAUUUAUAUAACGUGACUAGACAAAAUAGAUGUUUGUUGUGUCCCUCCUGCAGGCACCCACUGGUUGUGGGAGGUAACUCACAUGCUGCUGAACCAGACGACCGAGCAUGAGAAGCGCGCCAAGGAACAAGUCAUGCUGGAGUUUGCCGAUGCCCUGGCAAGGGUGGAAAAGGAACCUUCCCCAAGGAUUCUCAAUUCUCAUCUUGUGUUCCCCCAUCUCCCGCUAGAAGUCUUCACGAAAAAGAUCAAGGUAACAAGAAUGUAG
Molecule: messenger RNA, 752 nt
Organism: Lymnaea stagnalis (great pond snail)
Lineage: Eukaryota; Metazoa; Mollusca; Gastropoda; Lymnaeidae
Source: the annotation of a GenBank genome assembly